Brienomyrus brachyistius is the source of this 692-nucleotide messenger RNA. RefSeq lists its product as uncharacterized. The transcript has 2 exons. NCBI's taxonomy places the organism in Eukaryota, Metazoa, Chordata, Actinopteri, Osteoglossiformes, Mormyridae. The record is from RefSeq and is a predicted model, not a curated record. Gene Ontology annotation, cellular component: mitochondrion. Bases 1 to 480 code for a protein of 159 amino acids.
AUGCAUAAGUUCGUUCGCAACUUAACCCGGCUGCAACAAGUUUCUCUGCGACCCUUGUUUCAGGGCCUAUCCCACAGCCCGGUAGCACCCGGACCCUGGACUGGGAAGGGGAGUCCUAGCCUGUGUCAUGUGAGCACAUCAGCAGUGGCCAGGCAGGACAAUGCAGUGCGUCCACAGCAGCCCGAAAACUCAGAUCCUUUCCAAGACAAGUCCAUCGGGCUGGUCCAACGCUUUAAGAAAACCCUGAAGCAGUAUGGGCCAGUCAUGAUACCUGUGCACCUGGUGACGUCCUCCAUCUGGUUCGGGGCGUUUUACUAUGCAGCCAUGAAGGGUGUGAAUGUGGUCCCCCUACUUGAGCACGUCGGCCUCCCAGAGAAGGUCGUCAAGCUCAUGGAGGAAUCCCAGAGUGGACAUGCCAUCACCGCCUUAACCCUAUACAAGGUGAGGGUCCCAGCAUGCCUGGAUGGGGGCUGUUUGUAAGAAGCCCCCAGGUUCUGCGCGAGUGUUUAGGUAAGUGAGCACUUACUGAUGUAUUCUCUAAUCUUCUUGUAGAUUGCCACUCCAGCCAGGUACACUGCCACACUGGCAGGGACAUCCAUCGCUGUGAGAUAUCUGCAGAAACUUGGCUUCAUGUCAACUGUGCCCCCAGCCAAGAACAACAUGCAGGACAAAGUGGAAGACCCUAUGGAUCG